Molecule: messenger RNA, 1845 nt
Organism: Sabethes cyaneus
Lineage: Eukaryota; Metazoa; Arthropoda; Insecta; Diptera; Culicidae
Product: ell-associated factor Eaf-like
Exons: 2
Coding region: 1-1845 (614 amino acids)
Biological process (GO): positive regulation of DNA-templated transcription; regulation of transcription elongation by RNA polymerase II
Cellular component (GO): super elongation complex
Molecular function (GO): transcription elongation factor activity
Source: RefSeq, a predicted model, not a curated record
AUGGCCUGCCGCUUAAACUUGGGACCGGAGAUCCGCGAGUUGAAAUUGGGAGUCACGUUUACCAAUCCAUCUGCUCAGACCGCGUAUCAUACUUUAAAGUAUGACUGCAAACCAGCCAGUGUGGACGUCAACAAGCCAGCAACGCUAGAAGUUGGAACCAACAAAGAAGUAACAGUUACCGUACCACAUAUAGAUAGUUCCGGAGUUUCCAACACGGUGUUCAAGGGAAACCAACGAGAUGACAGCAUGAAGGAUUGUGUGCUUAUUAUCGACCAUGUUACGGGGGAAAUUACGCUCGAAAGGCUGUGCAGCAACGUGCAAGUCAAAAAGAUUAGAACUGAAUGCAAAGUCGCUCAGCCCCCAGUGCUACCAUCUUCGACAAAGAUGAACAAGUCUACUUCGCGGCGAAGCUCCAAGACUAAGCUCACAACAGGUUCACGCAAGAACAGUCCCGUCAAUCUCAUUCCAAUGCUUUCACCAUUACCAAACUCGCCCACCUACCAUCCCAACAAGAGUCCACAGGCCUCGUUCGGGACUAACAAUGCUCAACCGUCAUUGCCGAGUGUUCCAUUUAUCGAUAUAAAUGACGGAAAUUCUAUGACUGUGCCAUCUUUGUCUGUACCACCGAGACAAACUCAAAUGCAGCAACACCCAAACAAGACCUCGGAGGCCCCGGCCUGGAGUGUCUAUAAUCAUCAACAGACAUUGCCGAGUAUUCCGAAUAAGGAUUCUGUGUCAGUCCCAACGGCACUGGCGCAAAUGCACAGCAGCUCGACCACAGCCAUACGCCACGGAAACAAGAGACACAAAUCAAACAACAACCAUGCAGCGCCUGCCGUAGCAGUUAAGUUACCCAUGGUACAAGCUUCUACGCAGCGGAAUACUUUCGUCACUAGUACAAUAAAUUUGUCGGAAUCGAGUGAUGACAGUGACAGCGAGAGUUCACAGGCCCCGGUCGGGCAUCCUACUUCGCAGCGAAGCUCCAAGACUAAGGUCACAACAGAUUCACGCAAGAACAGUCCCACGAAUCUCGAUCCAAAACAUUCACCGCUGCCAAACUCUUCUUCUUGCCACCCUAAUAAGAGUUCACACGACCCGAUCGGGAAUCCUACUUUGCGGCGAAGCUCCAAAACUAAGGUCACAACAGGUUCACGCAAAAACAGUCCCGUCAAUCUCAUUCCAAUGCUUUCACCAUUACCAAACUCGCCCUCUUACCAUCCCAACAAGAGUCCACAGGCCUCGUUUGGGACUAACAAUGCUCAACCGUCAUUGCCGAGUGUUCCAUUUAUCGAUAUAAAUGACGGAAAUGAUUCUAUGACUGUGCCAUCUUUGUCUGUUCCAACGAGACAAACUCAAAUGCAGCAACACCCAAGCAAGAGUUCGGAGGCCCCGGCCUGGAGUGUCUAUCAUCAUCAACAGACAUUGCCGAGUAUUCCGAAUAAGGAUUCGUCGUCAGUCUCAACGGCACAGGCGCAAAUGCACAGCAGCUCGACCACAGCCAUACGCCAUGCAGAGCCUGCCGUAGCAGUUAAUUUACCCAUGGUACAAGCUUCUGCGCAGCGGAAUACUUUCGUCACAGGUACUAUAAGUUCGUCGGAAUCGAGUGAUGACAGUGACAGCGAGAGCAGCUCUGACUCCGAUAGUAGUUCCGACUCCGAUAGCAGUUCUGACUCCGAUAGCAGUUCCGACUCCGAUAGCAGUUCCGAUAGUAGCUCGUCUGAUGCAAAAAGUUCUCCUAUGAAAGACCAAAGCUGGUCAGAGAUCGUAAGCCAUGCUAGUAUGGCUAUUGAGAAUCAGCUGGCGAAGGAUCUAUGUCUAUCCGAGUCCGAUACGGAUUCGGAUUAA